AAAUACGUAUUCAAAAUGGAAAUGACGUGUGAAGGUUGUUCGAAUGCUGCCAAACGAGUUCUUGGAAGAAUUGGAGUGGAUGAUGUUGUUGCUGAUCUGAAAGAGCAGAAAUUGUUUGUCACCACUGAUAAAUCAUCUAAAGAAGUCCUUGAAACUUUACAAAAAACUGGAAAAAAAGUUGAAAUGAUGAAUUAG
Helobdella robusta is the source of this 195-nucleotide messenger RNA. RefSeq lists its product as hypothetical. Gene Ontology annotation, cellular component: cytosol. The record is from RefSeq and is a predicted model, not a curated record. Gene Ontology annotation, molecular function: metal ion binding; copper chaperone activity. The annotation marks the transcript as partial. Gene Ontology annotation, biological process: copper ion transport. The transcript is spliced from 2 exons. Lineage: Eukaryota; Metazoa; Annelida; Clitellata; Rhynchobdellida; Glossiphoniidae.